Molecule: messenger RNA, 2126 nt
Organism: Rubroshorea leprosula
Lineage: Eukaryota; Viridiplantae; Streptophyta; Magnoliopsida; Malvales; Dipterocarpaceae
Source: the annotation of a GenBank genome assembly
GGUUAGAACUUCAACGAAUUUUCAAUUCUCACGACAACCAUUUGACAACAAGAAGCAAUGUGUACGCUCAACUUCCACGACCCACCUACCCCUGUUUCUUGUUUUGACUAGCAGUAAUUAAGCUUGCUUAGCGUGUGACGACCAUGGAAGUUUCUGGUGCCUGAAGGUCAAAAUCCUGCGGUUUUUAGGUGAAAUUUCUCCUUUUAUGAUUGAAAUUCUUCUCCUUUACUCAUCAAGACUCGAUUUUGGAACUUGGGUCUUUCUUAUUUUCUGUUAUUAUGAUUACUUUUGUGAAAAUUUGAUCAUUGGUAACUUGGGGCAUUGAAGUGGUAGAAGAACCCUAAUUGGAGGAGAUCCAAUUCAGUUUCUUGUUCGAUGAAUCGGUUUCCUUGAUUCAUUGCGUUGCAAUCCCUUCUGUUUCUAUGGUUUUUAGGCUCUGCUGAGUACUGAGAACUGCAUAUUUGUUUUGGAUGACUUGUGUUUUUCAUCAAUUUGAAUUCGAUUCAGUCGUUCUUGUUGUUUCGAACUUCUUUAUUCCUUGUGGUGCUUUGAGUUAGGUGGCAAUGUCAAUUGUAUGUGGGCUUCCUCUCCUUGAAUGUGUUUACUGUCUAGCUUGUGCGCGCUGGGCAUGGAAACGAUGCCUUCAUACUGCAGGCCAUGACAGUGAGAGUUGGGGUCUUGCUACUGCUGAAGAAUUUGAGCCUGUACCUCGACUAUGCCGCUAUAUUCUGGCUGUCUAUGAAGAUGAUCUUCGGCAUCCCCUCUGGGAACCUCCUGGAGGGUAUGGGAUCAACCCAGAUUGGUUGAUCCUGAGAAAAACCUAUGAAGACAAUAGUGGGCGGGUUCCUUCAUAUAUAUUGUAUCUUGACCAUGAUCAUGCUGAUAUAGUUCUUGCCAUCAGAGGUCUUAAUUUGGCCAAGGAGAGUGACUAUCAAGUGCUUUUGGAUAAUAAGCUGGGGCAGCAGCAAUUUGAUGGUGGCUAUGUUCAUAAUGGACUGCUAAAGGCUGCAGUAUGGGUUUUGAAGGCAGAAUGUGAUACUUUAAGAGAAUUGGUGGAGAAGUAUCCAAACUAUACAUUGACAUUUGCCGGACAUUCACUUGGGUCAGGUGUAGCAGCAAUGCUGACAUUGGUGGUGGUGCAGAAUAGGGAAAUAUUAGGAAACAUUGUCAGGGAGAGGAUCAGAUGCUAUGCCAUCGCACCUGCAAGGUGUAUGUCACUAAACUUGGCAGUCAGAUAUGCAGAUGUUAUCAAAUCUGUGGUGCUGCAGGAUGAUUUCUUGCCAAGGACAGCAACACCAUUGGAAGACAUUUUCAAGUCACUUUUCUGUUUGCCGUGCCUACUAUGCCUAAGAUGCAUGAGGGACACAUGUAUGUCAGAAGAGAAAAUGCUUAGAGAUCCAAGGAGGCUCUAUGCACCUGGUCGCCUCUAUCACAUUGUAGAGAGAAAGCUUUUCAGAUGUGGGAGAUACCCCCCCGUUGUUAGGACAGGAGUGCCAGUGGAUGGGAGAUUCGAGCACAUAGUACUUUCUUGUAAUGCCACCUCUGACCAUGGUAUAAUAUGGAUCGAAAGAGAAGCCAGUAAAGCUCUAGAUUUAAUGCUGGAGGAAGAUAAGACCAUGGAAAUCCCGGCGAAGCAGAGAAUGGAACGACAGGAGACUUUGGCAAAAGAACAUAGUGAAGAAUACCAGGCUGCAUUGAAGAGAGCUGUUACGCUGGAUGUGCCCCAUGCUUACGCACCCUCUCCUUAUGGAACCUUCCAUGAGCCGCCAGAAGGGGAAAGGUCAAAUGAAUCCAGUGGUGAACCAUCUCUUCAACCAUCAAUGGUAACCACGGGCAAAGAAAGCUGGGAUGUUUUGAUCGAGCGUCUCUUUGACAAAGAUGAAUCCGGGCAUAUGGUGUUCCAGAGACCAGAGGACGAUGAUGGAUGAUGUAAUCUCAUGAUAAAUGUGUUUCCAGUAGAGGAUCACUUAGUUUAAACUACACAACAUUUUUUCAAUUCUAAAAUUCAUCAUUCAUUUAUUCAUUUGUAUUAUUUUGACAUCAAGAUAUCAGAAUUCAGUUUUGCGAUUCAAAGUACAAAAUCAAGUAACAACGAAAAGGAUAAAAAAUGAAAUCAGUUCAAGCAU